Molecule: messenger RNA, 483 nt
Organism: Gossypium raimondii (Peruvian cotton)
Lineage: Eukaryota; Viridiplantae; Streptophyta; Magnoliopsida; Malvales; Malvaceae
Exons: 2
Coding region: 1-483 (160 amino acids)
Source: RefSeq, a predicted model, not a curated record
AUGGCUCCUUAUGAGGCUUUGUAUAGUCGUAAGUGUCGUACUCCGCUAUGUUUGACUAUGUUGGAUAAGCAACGGAUUUUGGGUCCUGAGUUGGCUUCCGAGACUGAAGAUAAUGUUAGAUUGAUUCGGGAUUGUCUGAAGGCAGUUUCUGAUAGACAGAAGUAUUAUACAAAUCAAAAGAUGAGAGAUAUUGAGUACUCUGUGAGUGACUUUGUUUUUCUUAAGGUUUCUCCGUGGAAACAAGUUUUGAGAUUCGGUCGUAAGGGUAAGUUGAGCCCUAGGUUUAUUGGGCCUCAUCAGAUUGAUGUUAGACCAGAUUUGACUUUUGAGAAGGAGCCAAUUCAGAUUCUGGAUCGUUAUACUAAGGUUCUGAGGAGGAAAUCCAUUCCGUUAGUAAAGGUUGUGUGGCACAAUCAUGGUACUGAGGAACCCACGUGGGAACCUGAGGACUCGAUGCGUCAGGAGCUUCCUCAUUUGUUUUGA